Molecule: messenger RNA, 283 nt
Organism: Staurois parvus
Lineage: Eukaryota; Metazoa; Chordata; Amphibia; Anura; Ranidae
Source: the annotation of a GenBank genome assembly
UACACAAGCAGGGGCGGACUGACAACUCAUGGGGCCCCCCAGGCAAUAGGGGAUCAUGGGGCCCCUGUGUCCUUGCCCAAAACUCAAAAAAGCCUAUGAAAAAGGUACCAGGGGCAUCUCAUGGGGCCCCCUACAGACACAGGGGCCCCAUGAUCCCCUAUUGCCCGGGGGCCCCAUGAGUUGUCAGUCCGCCCCUGAUCCCCAGUGACACUAAUACAGUGAUCAGUGCUAAUAAAAAAGCACUGACACUACUAAUGACACUGGGCAGGAACAGGUAAGCUUU